Ricinus communis (castor bean) is the source of this 1708-nucleotide messenger RNA. Its product is annotated as protein DETOXIFICATION 2. The coding region runs from base 93 to 1505 and encodes 470 amino acids. The record is from RefSeq and is a predicted model, not a curated record. Gene Ontology annotation, molecular function: xenobiotic transmembrane transporter activity; antiporter activity. Gene Ontology annotation, cellular component: membrane. The transcript is spliced from 7 exons. Gene Ontology annotation, biological process: xenobiotic detoxification by transmembrane export across the plasma membrane. Lineage: Eukaryota; Viridiplantae; Streptophyta; Magnoliopsida; Malpighiales; Euphorbiaceae.
ACACAGACUGACUCAUUACAUAAAAAGAAAGUUAGCUAUAUCUUCAUCAUCAAUAUUUCUCUGUGUAUAUCUAUAUAUAUAUACAUAUAUGAAUGGUGCAGUUGAUGGAAAGUGGGGCAGAAGCAGGGAGUGAAGAGAAAAAAUGGGCAAUAACAUGGGGUGGGUUUAUGGAAGAGCUAAAAAAAGAAAGCUAUAUAGCAGCACCAAUGGUGGUGGUAUCAGUGUUACAGUAUCUGCUGCAAGUUGUAUCUGUGAUGAUGGUUGGCCAUCUUGGAGAGCUUGCCCUUUCCAGUGUUGCCAUUGCCACUUCUCUUACUAAUGCUGUUGGAUUUAGCCUUCUUUCAGGGAUGGCAGGUGGAGUAGAAACUCUAUGUGGUCAAGCUUAUGGAGCUCAGCAAUAUCACAAGCUUGGAACUUAUACUUUCAGUGCUAUCAUUUCGCUUGUAAUGGUUUGUCCUCCAAUAUGCCUGCUCUGGAUUUUCAUGGACAGAUUACUUCCUCUCAUAGGCCAGGAUUCUGAAAUCUCCAAUCAAGCUUGCAAAUACUCAAUAUGGCUAAUCCCUGCACUAUUUGGAAGUGCAAUCCUUAAGCCUGUAACCCGUUUUCUCCAGACACAAAGUGUCAUUUUUCCAAUGCUUUUGAGCUCACUUUUCAUUCUAUUUUUCCAUACACUUGCAUGUUGGACCUUUGUGUAUAAGCUAGAAUUAGGAUACAAGGGUCCGGCCUUAGCCUUCAGUUUAUCAGUUUGGUUGAACGUGAUACUACUUGGCUUUUAUAUAAAGUACUCUUCAGCCUGCAACAAAACUCGAUCGCCAUUGUCGAAACAUGCAUUUUAUGGUGUUGGAGAAUUUUUUCGCCUCGGAGUCCCUUCUGCUGUAAUGGUUUGCCUUAAAUGGUGGUCGAUGGAGUUGCUAACUUUGCUUUCUGGGCUAUUACCAAAUCCAAAAUUGGAGACGUCUGUGCUAUCUAUAUGCCUUACAAUUUCUACAUUGCAUUUCACCAUACCAUACGGAUUUGGAGCUGCUGCAAGCACAAGAGUUUCAAAUGAGCUGGGCGCUGGGAAUCCUCAAUCAGCUCGAUUAGCUGUUAUGGUGGCAAUUUGUCUUGCUGGAGCGGAGGCAGCAAUUGUAAGUGCGACUGUCUUCUUUUCCCGGCAUGUCUUAGGAUAUGCUUAUAGCAAUAACAAGCAGGUCGUGAAUUAUGUGGCAAUCAUGGCUCCUCUCAUUUGUCUCUCAUUUAUUCUGGACAGUUUACAAGCAGUGCUUUCUGGUGUUGCUAGAGGAUGUGGAUGGCAGAAAAUAGGAGCCUACAUAAAUCUUGGUGCGUUUUACCUAGUUGGACUUCCAGUAGGUGCUGUGCUUGGUUUUGUAUCUCAUUUAAAAGGAAAAGGCCUUUGGAUUGGAAUAAUAGCAGGAUCUAUUGUUCAAUCAACUCUACUUUCUCUUAUUACAGGCUCCACAAAUUGGAAAAAACAGGUAACUAAGGCAAGGGAAAGGAUAUUCUAAAGAUCUAUACAGAAUGAGGAAAAUUGAGUCAAAAUAUUUAAUUUGUAUUAUAGACUUGUACACUUAAGAUGAAAUAUUUCUGACAUUAUGUUAAUGGGUAGCUAAUUUAGUGAAUAGUGGCCACCAAUAGUUCAAAUCUUGAAUUUAUUUAUUUAUUUCUUGUGUGAGAAAAAUAUAAAUUAUUUCUUAAAAGAAAUUAUUUA